Drosophila rhopaloa is the source of this 1761-nucleotide messenger RNA. Its product is annotated as zinc finger protein 771. The record is from RefSeq and is a predicted model, not a curated record. Gene Ontology annotation, cellular component: nucleus. Gene Ontology annotation, molecular function: DNA-binding transcription factor activity, RNA polymerase II-specific; zinc ion binding; RNA polymerase II transcription regulatory region sequence-specific DNA binding. Gene Ontology annotation, biological process: regulation of transcription by RNA polymerase II. The transcript is spliced from 2 exons. The coding region runs from base 82 to 1569 and encodes 495 amino acids. NCBI's taxonomy places the organism in Eukaryota, Metazoa, Arthropoda, Insecta, Diptera, Drosophilidae.
AGCAAAGGAAAAUUGUUAAGUUGAUAAAAAGGUUGAUUUAUCACUUGGGGCGUUGCAUUCGGCGCAUUUCGAUCCGCAGCGAUGUUCACCGCCUUCACGGACUUGGCCCGCCUCUGCAGGAUCUGCCUGCGCCAGCUGCGCGACCGGGAAUCGCAGUGUCCCGAUCCCCGCCUGAUCGCGAUCCUCCAGAAGUUCCUCGACAUCGACCUUCUGCAGCAGCCGCAGGGCUUCCCCACGCAGAUCUGCAACCUGUGCCACCACGCGGUCUCCUACUUCGAGGAGCUGGGCCAGGUGGCCAGGGAAUCCAGCCGGACACUCAAUGAGUGGCAGCCCAAGGACAUUCCCGUCGACAGGGUGAAGGAGGAGCCGCUGGAGGAAUAUCUCAGUGAGGAUCUGCAGGAAAACCAACAGGAAGUGGAGGAGGAGGAGCAGGAAAGCCUGGAGGAUGGCCUACCCGAGGAGUUGCCGGAAAAGCAGGAUGAUCGGGAGGAGCAGGAGGAUCCGGAAUACCAGGAGGACUACCAGGACAGCCAGGGGCAGGUGGAUCAGCCCAGCGGGAACAAAAGACGCGCCGGCCUUGCCUGCGAUCAGUGCGGCAAGCAGGUGUACAAGCUGCCCUACCUCGAGGCCCACAUCCGCAGCGUCCACCAGGGCUACUCGAAGCCCUUCCUGUGCCGCAGCUGCGACAAGUGCUUCACCCGCUACGAGCAGCUGCGCUCCCACAUGCGCAACGCCCAUCCCCAGCUGGAGCAACUGCAGCAGGAGCUGCGCGAACUGAUCUGUGAGCUGUGCAACCGGCAGUAUAGCACGAAAAAUGCCCUGGGCGAGCAUCUCAAGCGGCAUGCGCAGCACAAGGAGCACGUGUGCGAACACUGUGGCGUGGCCAAGGUGACGAGGACGGAGCUGUUGACCCACCUGCGCACCCACAAUCCCACCUGGGAGCGCUUCAAGUGCGAGCAGUGUCCGCAGCUCUUCCGUCACAAGAGCGCCAUCAGUCGGCAUGUGCGCGUGGUGCACGAGGGUCAGCGGCGGUUCCAGUGCGGCCAUUGCGAGAAGAAGUUCGGCACCCACGCCUCGCAGGUGCGGCACGAGCGGCUGCACGCGGAAUCUUCGGGAGGAGGAGAUGCUGCCGGGGAGUGGCCAUUCGCCUGCAUGCACUGCCAGAAGCCAUGCGUUUCGCGGCAGAAUCUGGAGGUGCACCUGAGAAGGCACAGCGGGAGGAAGACUCACAGGAAGAGGCCAAAGGACCAGGAUCAGGAUGAGGAGGAUCAGGAUCUGGAGGCUGAGCAGGAGCAGCAGGAGCACAUGCGCAAGAAGAGGAAGCUUAGGAAGAGGCGUACGGAUCACUUGCUGGCUAACCAAACAAAUGAGCAGCAACAGGAGAGACAACAAGAUCAAGAGUUCCAGGCGGAGGAGCAGGAACUGAGCCAGGAUCUGCAGGAGGAAUGGCAGCACAAACAAGAGCAGGAGGAUCCCGAAUGGGAGCACAAAUUAGAGCAGGACACAGAGCCAGAAAAUGAUCUAAAAGUGGAGCAGUUAGACGACCACAUCCAUGACUAUACCUCAUGAUAAUCCACACCCAUUCAUCAUAUCAAUCCCCAAAAUAAUCAUUAAGAUCAUGCCUGAAUAUUCCACGAUGUACCACACUUUAGCAAAAUUUGUUAAAUCAUUUUUUUACUAAACAUUUUUUGACGCGCGUUUGCUAUUACAAUGUAUUAAAUAGUUUUUAUAUAGCCUGUUUACAUAAAUAUUCGAGAAUUA